Messenger RNA from Megachile rotundata (alfalfa leafcutting bee), 2494 nucleotides. RefSeq names its product syntaxin 16 (gene Syx16). NCBI's taxonomy places the organism in Eukaryota, Metazoa, Arthropoda, Insecta, Hymenoptera, Megachilidae. The record is from RefSeq and is a predicted model, not a curated record. Gene Ontology annotation, biological process: intracellular protein transport; vesicle fusion; vesicle-mediated transport. Gene Ontology annotation, cellular component: SNARE complex; endomembrane system; membrane. Gene Ontology annotation, molecular function: SNAP receptor activity; SNARE binding.
CAAUUAAUACAUUUGUAAUGAUUUUUUCGAAGCAAUUCGAUGAAUUAUAAUCAACAAAAGAUAAAUCUUCAAAAGUUGAAUUUGGUAAACCUGAGCAAUCAGCUGUUUCGAUUAGUUUUCAGUGACAGAUGGUGCAUGGCAGGAGGGAGUGUUACAAGUAGAUAACUGUGAUGAGUUAUGAUCCAUUAAGAAACGUCUAAUAAGAAGACUGAAAUUCUGUUCAAAAUGGCUAUGCGAAAUUUGACGGAACCUUUUAUUUUAAUGCGAAAUAAUGCUUUACAAAGCAAACAUAUAUAUGCCGAACAAAACCUCUCUGAUCGAAUGGCACUAGUAGGUUCAGAUUCUGGUACUUCUGAUAAUGUUGAACUUAAAAAUGUUAAUUUGGAAACUAAUGCACCACCUGUUUGGACGGAUGCCUUGGAAGAGACACAAUAUAUUUUAAGUAGAUUACGCGUAAAAAUAGAAAGCUUGGUAGAGUUACAAUCUAAACAACUAACUAGACCAACACUAGAUGAUACGUCACAGGAGGAAAGACAAAUGGAACAGUUGACACGGGAGAUAGGACGUGCAUUUUCUAAUGGUUAUCAUCAAGUCCAAACUAUAAAAACAGAAGCAAGGCAUGCUUCUAAUCCCACGGAGCGUCGGCUAGCAAUAAGCGCGGUGAUGGCUCUUUCGACUGCAUUGCAAGAGUUGGGACUUAGAUACAGAUCAGCUCAGAAUUACUACUUGACACAGGUAAAAUCAAGGGAAGAGAGGAGCAAUCAGUUUUUUACAGAAGAUCAAUCAAUAUUUUUGAACAAUGCUUCAACAGAUACAUGGUUAAUGGAGUCAAAUGAAAUAAGCACAGAUUCAUGGCAUGAAAAUGAACAAAGACAAAAUUCUGUACUUCUACAGUUAGAAGAUUCAGAAGAUAGAACGAAAUUAGCCUUGGAAAGAGAAGAACAAAUUGGCAACAUAGUUCAGAGCAUAGCAGACCUCAGACAUAUAUUCAAAGAUUUAGCGACUAUGGUGCAGGAUCAAGGCACUAUUUUGGAUAGAAUUGAUUACAAUAUUGAACAGACACAAAUACAAGUACAGGAAGGCUAUAAACAAUUAAAAAAGGCAGAUUCUUAUCAAAGAGCUAAUAAAAAAUUAUAUUGUAUAGUCAUACUUGCGGGAGCUAUUAUUCUAGUUAGUUUCUUUUUCGUCAUAUUCAAAACAUGAAGCACAGCUCGCGUACGAAUUUCAUGAAUAUACCUUGAUGUACAAUUAAUUGUGAUUAAUUAACUUUUCUUAAAACAAAGAUAUUUAUUGUAUAUAUGUUUUAAGCAAGAAUCAUAUUUUUUAGCAUAAUUAGUAAUUUGUAAAAGUUUGAAGAUGCAAGAUGAAAAAUUAAACGUUCAAUUCGAACGCUAGUUUUUAUAGGUAUCUUGGAUAAAGAACGUUACUUUUCAUAUAUAGUUAAAAAGAAAUACGUUAACUUUUAUCGCUGAACAAUUCAAACCGUUUUCUCGUUUUUUUUAUCGAAAUCAUUCCAAUAUCAAAUUGCGGUACUGUUUCUUUCGCGCAGACUACAUACGACUUCAACGGUAGCAAAUAUUCGUAACAGAUGCAUUGAAAUGUAUUUUACAUUUAGAUCAAGUAUAACAUAUAUUUAUCUCGAAAACCUAUCUUUUCGAAUAAGUUGGGAUUUGAGGGGUGAAAAGAAGUGGAACGUGUUCAAAUAAAAUAUAUUAUGCGAAUAUAUCGCUAUUGAUCGAUGUAUUACCUUUCAAAUGUUUCUCUGCCAUCGAAACACCGAUAACUUAAGUGGUAAUAUAAAAGGUGGUUAAAGUAAAAUUGAAUAGUUUCAGAUAUGGUUUUCCAAUACUCUUUCUUUAAUAAACGAAGAAUGUUUUAUCAAAUGCAUGUUAUAAAUGUUAUAAUUUUAUAUAGCAUUAAUGUAAAUAUUUUAGACAAACAUUUUAAAAACUUCUUGACAAAUAUCAAGAUAAAUAAUAUUUUACUUUACAAUGUCUUAAUUUCAUGUUCCAUGCUUAAAAGUACAAGAUAACUCUUUCUCAAACAUUGCACCUUUUAUCACAGACUGAGCGAUACAUCUAAUUCUAUGUAUAUGUAAUUUAAUCGCAACCGCCUAACGUGUGUAUAUAGAUUGACUUUAAGAAAGCGUAUCGGAACUAAAGAAUUAAACAACGUCCCUGUCUGCCUACUUGUAUAUAUGUUACACAUAUAUAUAUAUAUAUAUAUAUAUAUAUAUAUAUUAUACGUACAAGCGUGUACGCGGUAUUCUGUGUACGUUGUAAAUAUCUAUCGAGCGUCAUAAAAAUCCUACGUUACAAAUUGUACAAAUUGUUUGUUAAUAAAAAGACUAUAGAAGAAAAUUGAAGAGUUUAUAGAAUUUAUAAAGAACUUUUACGUAAAGAACAAUUCGAUGUCUGUAAGGUAUAAAAUGCAACAGGAUACCGUAACAACGUUUAUUCUAAUAAAUGGAAUGCGAUAAAUGCUGAUAUUAAAA